Messenger RNA from Botrytis porri, 387 nucleotides. RefSeq lists its product as uncharacterized. The transcript is spliced from 3 exons. NCBI's taxonomy places the organism in Eukaryota, Fungi, Ascomycota, Leotiomycetes, Helotiales, Sclerotiniaceae. Bases 1 to 387 code for a protein of 128 amino acids. The record is from RefSeq and is a predicted model, not a curated record.
AUGGAGAUGAACGGUGUCAGGAUCAUGGGUUGUGAUAGACUUUGGAGGAAAUUGGUUGACAAGGGGAGUGGAAUCAAGAAGGAAGGGCAAUCCGUUAUCAACACGCUCAUCAACUACUACAAUAUAAACUUUCACGAAUGCUCUUACUCUUUCCAAUUUGCGUUACAACAAACUACUCCCAUCUACUGCGUAUCAAAUGAACCUGUCCUGUCCUGUCCUGUCGAGCGAGACUCAAGAGACAAGAGACAAGAGACAAGAGACAAAAGACGUAUGCCGACACAAUCGAUCAAUCUGAAAUCGAGUCCUGUUACUCUUGAAAAGUUGAGAGCCGUCAUCCAAUCAAUGGUUGACAUUGAUGACAAUCUAUUACUAUCGCAAUCUAUUUAA